CAAUUUAUUACAAAAUGGCUUCUUGCUGCUAGUCCUGUUGUGGUGUUGAAUUAAUUGAAUAAUUCUCGUAAAAGCCAUUGCUGUUGUGAUUUUCAUUGCUUAUCGUGUUAUUAACUACCAUCCACGAUGACUCUUCGAUUCAUCGUGCUGAUUUGCGCCGCGACUUGCGCGCUUGCUGUCUCUGAUCAUUCAUAUGAAGACAACCGCUGCAAAUGUGUUUGUCCGAGCCCCGCAGCUGUGCUCAACGACACAGCGGCAGCCGACCGCAGUCCCUUCAUGAAGUCUGCUAAUGUUCCACCUAAUAAAUGCAACUGCGAGUCAGUGAUUCUACCGCGGGUCGCCGAUCAGAUCAAGGGCAGGGAGCAAGAGUUUUGUCCCCGAUGCGAGUGCAAGUACGAAAAUAGAAACACUACUAUCAUAAAGGUGGUGGUUAUCAUCGUGAUUUGGGUCAUAAUGUUGCUGGUCGUGUACAUGGGCUUCCUUAUUUGUCUGGAUCCUCUUAUCAACAAGCGAGCGAAGGCUUCUUAUCAGGAGCACACCAAUGAAGAUGACGAGAGUACCCUGGGUGGUCCGUCACAGCAGAUGGGCGCUCGUGGCAACGUGUUGAACAGGGUGACGCAUCAACAAGACAAAUGGAAGCGUCAAGUACGUGAACAGCGCCGUAACAUCUACGAUAGACACACGAUGCUCAACUAGGAUCCACUUCAUACCUCAUCUGUGGCGUAGCUAGACUAAGGAAAAUGUCAACUGACACUCGCACGACUCGUGUCGACCAAUGCGAGUGACGUCACUUACGACAGGCGUUAAAACCGCCACCUUAGUAUAAAUCAGUUUAUAAGCGUAUAGUUUUUUAGCGUUUAGCUUUAAGUUCUCAGUAGCGGAUCACCACGAACAGCCUUAGAUGUAGAGUUUGUAUUCAAGCCUUUGCUCAUUUCUAUAUUGGAAUUGCAUGCACCAAUUUAACCGAGUUCUCUUUUUCUAUUCAAUACAAUAUAAUGGAAUUUGCACUUGACGCCGCUUCCGUGUUUAAGCAAUAGGUGGCGUUACUAGUCUAGAUUGUGACGUUAUGUCCGCCUUGGUUUGAGUUACCAAGCGCCCAGUGUUGCGUCAGAGUACUCGAAAUUGGCAUUUUAGACCACUAGCGCCAUUUAAGUAAAGUAACUAAAAGCGAGACAUGACGUCACACUAGACUAGUAAUCUAUUGCAUUUAUAUGUACUUAAAUAUGGAAGCGCCGUCACACUUAAAAAUGGAUAUUAUUUAGAUAUAUGAUUGAUAGAUACUUGAUAAUGUACAUAUAUUCAAGAGUUAUUAUAUUGUCAUAUAAUUUUAUGCAGUGGAUAUUGUAGGGCAAACGUAUUAAUGAAUAAUCUAAUUUGUCAUUUACCAGGCAUUUUAUAUGAAAUGCGAUCUGCACUCUGUAUUUGAUGUACAUUGUAAGCAUCGCGGUCCCUGAACCGUUUUCUUUUUCGAAGAUAAUUUUUAACUAAUACUUCUGCAAAUAUUGUGAAAUAUACAUAACGUUAUUGUAAAUGCCCGAACUACGGUAGUAGGUCAUAACGAUACCCAUUUGGUUGUAUUUAUCAACUCAUGUUUAUUCAAAAUAAAUGUGAUUUCAAGAA
This is a messenger RNA of Helicoverpa zea (corn earworm), 1620 nucleotides long. RefSeq lists its product as uncharacterized. The transcript has 6 exons. The coding region runs from base 127 to 696 and encodes 189 amino acids. Lineage: Eukaryota; Metazoa; Arthropoda; Insecta; Lepidoptera; Noctuidae. Gene Ontology annotation, cellular component: lysosomal membrane. The record is from RefSeq and is a predicted model, not a curated record.